Messenger RNA from Arabis nemorensis, 447 nucleotides. The record is from the annotation of a GenBank genome assembly. Lineage: Eukaryota; Viridiplantae; Streptophyta; Magnoliopsida; Brassicales; Brassicaceae.
AUGGCUCGAAUAUCACAAAGGAUGAAAAAGAUUUCAGAAUGUGAUUCUUCAGAGCGAAACAAAUGGACAAGCGUCUUUUUGUCCGAGAAGAUUUGUAAGUCGAAUCUUUCAUGCUCAAUUGCAUUCUUUAAGGCAGCAAGGACCGCUAGUGCUUCAGCAACUAAGGCCGAAGCGACUAGGGUCAUAACUUCUGAAUCUGCGAAUGUAAUUGUCAGCUCAGAGUUUGAAGUCAUAUACCAUCAUCCUAAACCACAGUUGAGUGAUUUCGAGUCCCAAGCACCAUCAAUGAAGCAAGAGAAUCCGGUUGAAUGUGUUUGUGCCGAUUGCCAAGAUUUAGCCUCCAAGAUAGCUUUGAGGAGAACCUCAUUAGGCGUAUACCUAAUAUCUUCAAAAAUCUCUUUGUUUCUUGCCGUCCAUAAGAACCAGAAUAUCCAGGUGAAUAGGUGA